This is a messenger RNA of Geodia barretti, 214 nucleotides long. Lineage: Eukaryota; Metazoa; Porifera; Demospongiae; Tetractinellida; Geodiidae. The record is from the annotation of a GenBank genome assembly.
CACCAUGAGCUAUGACUUCAUCGGAAACCGUUAUGUCUGUGCCACGACCAGCCAGAGAACAAGAGCAGCACGUUUGGAGUGUGGACUUGUCACUGCCACAACUGUGGACUGGAUUUCAUUCUUCCAAUCUUCUCUGUUUCCUGAUACUAUCACUCCCUUCCUCUCGAUAAAUCUCCUUUCUUUGCAGGGAGGAAUUUUACAGGUGCGCAGAGAA